Symbiodinium natans is the source of this 2099-nucleotide messenger RNA. The record is from the annotation of a GenBank genome assembly. NCBI's taxonomy places the organism in Eukaryota, Dinophyceae, Suessiales, Symbiodiniaceae.
AUGGCCGGCUGGCCAGCCGGCUCUUUGCUAACCUUUGAAGUAGCCCGACCAUACAGGAAUGCGAGGCUUGUACAGAGCAUUCCGGAACAGGCCUCCCGACAGGUUCUGGUGCGAAUGCUCAUGCGCGCUUGCUUGUUUACCAGACAAACAAACACAGAUCUUGGUUCUCAACCGGAGAUCGGCCCGGAAUUGCAGCAACUCAGUCAGAAAAGUGUGACCUUUUUCCACCGCCCUCGUGCUCGCAUUGUUGGCCCAAGCGGUUUCUCUGAUCAGAUCUUAGGGCAGGGCGGCUUUUGCAAAAUGACUGGGCAGAGCGGAGGCAACGCUGCCAACAACCCAGAGAACAACUUUUGGUUGUGGGGCAUUUGGGGCAAGCGCGUUGUCAAGGCCCCGUUCCUGACACAAAAAGUGCCUGGAAAAAUUCGCGACAUCAUCAUUGGGCAGAACUUUAUCAUUGCCCUGAAGGAGGACGGUAGCUUGGUAUCCUGGGGCGAAGACAAAGUUGGAUGCCUUGGGCUUGGCACGGAGCAGGUGAACGUGCAAGACCCUAGGAAGAUCAACUUCCCAUCCGACUUCAAAGGGAAGAUCGUGGACAUUCAAUAUGGAAAGCGUCAUGUCCUUGCCCUCACGAGCCUUGGGAAGGUCUACGCCUGGGGGCUGAACGAGAAGGGCCAGCUGGGGCUGAGUGACCAGCAGAACCGCUAUGAGCCCGUUGCAGUGGAGGAGCUGAGACCCUACACAGUGACGCAGAUUUUGACGGUGGACAGCAUGAGCUAUGCUUUGACCAGCCAUGGGAGAGUGUAUGCUUGGGGUGACAACACUGACGGCUGCUUGGCUCUGGAACAUGACAAAGCGGUCGUCGACAAGCCCGAGCCCAUGAUGCGAAUGCAGGGUACGGAGGUGCAAAAACUUGUUGUCAGAGACUGUGGAGGAUCUGGAGGUAAAGGCAAGACGGUUAUCGCUUUCGUAGAGCUUGCUGAGCCACUGCCGCCCAAAGACACCAUUGGUGGCUUUGAGCAGCCUUUGGGCUUAGGGGCCGAUGCUGGUCCUGAAAAGGUUGUGCUGUCCGAUGUCAUGGAAAGGGACAUCUUCGAAGGAGUUGACCUCAUGAGACAAGUCAUGGACAACACACAGGAUUGGUGGGAACACAUCCUCAAGGUCCGACACGGCUCCCCCUACAACGACAACCCACUACAGACAGAUGAUUCUGCCGACAAGAAGGACCAGGACGGCUGCACGGCGAUGCAGUUGGAUACCUACGUUGGCUUGGACCAGCUCGAGGACGCGUCAUAUGAGCUCGAUAAGUUUAUUCAAUCUGCGCGUGCACAGCUCUUCGAGAUCAGAAAGAAGAAGGGUACCAAGAACGUCAAGUUCAUGCUAUCUUUGUUCAUGGACGACUGCAAGCUGCGACGCGAGAAGAUCCGUAGAACAGUUGCAGCUCGCCAACUGAUUGAACACAAGAGAGUGCACGCAUCUUCUGCGGAUGAGGAUCCUUUCAGUAUGGGCAAAGAUCGAGCUACUGCGUACCUGAAGCACGAGCCGGAGAACAUCUCUCAACAGCUGCGAAAAGUGCGAGACCUGAAGUCGUACGAUAUAUUUACGCGUGUGCUCCAGGACAGCAUUGCCGAGAUUUUUGAGGCCAAGCUGCAGGUCUUGGGGUUGCAGGAGGAGCUCUUGAAAACGAGAUCUGGAAAACCAGGAGAUGUGUCCAUGCCUGGUCUCAAGAUCAUCAUGAGCAGAUGGGCAGACUUGAAACGGUUUUCAAUUUACAACCUCUACCAGGAAUGCAACUUGCGAGGGCAAGGGUUGGCUUUCAAUUCUGAUGAUGAGAUGUUCUCAUUUCUGGUAUCCAGCUCUGAUGCCAAGAUUGACCAGAUCAUUCAGAUAGACCAUGACCGCCUGGUGUCAAGAGACAGCUAUGUCCCAAACUUGUGCUAUGAGCUUCUCACAGAGAACGCUGAGCUCAGGAAGAUGUGCAAUGCUUAUCAACUCAAAGUUCUCCUCCAGAAAGUUGAGGCCGAGAGCCAGAAAGGUGUUCCUUGGCGACAGAUCAUUCGUGGCAGCGCAAAAAUGUCAAAGUUCUGGAUUCGAUUUGUGAG